ACUACUUUUAUUGUUGAACCAAAAAAUCUAUUGCCAAUUGUAAUGGAAAAAAAUAAUAGUGAUAUUUUUCAUCAAAAUCAAUACGAUGAUGAUAAACAAGCCAAUUAUCAAAUUGUAAAAAAAAAUAAUAAAACAAAACACAAAACAAAAAUGUCACCGAAUUUAAAACAAUUUAGUGAUUUAAAUGUUGAUCUUGUGUUUGAAGAUAGUGUCGAUGUAAAUACAACACAUUAUAAUCAAACCUACAAUGAUGAUGAUGAUGAUGAUUAUGAUGAUGGCCACAAUUUAGGAACCAUUAUAAUGCCAUUAGAUUCUAGUGAAUCGAUUGAUGGUCCAAAAUCGAUUGUUUUGCACCACACCACCCCACCACCAUCAGAAUCAUUUCCAUUGAAUCAUUAUUAUUCAAUUAAUAAUCAGCCGAAAAAAUUGACAAUAAAUGCCAAAUCGAAUGAAGUUGAUCUUCGUUCAAAAAUGUUUAUAAUGACAAAAUUGAUCGAACCGAAUACAAAUCGAGUUAUUUAUACAAAUCAUUAUAAUGGUACUGCGUUUAAUCAUCAAUUAUCUGAUCUCGUAUCAUCACCAAUUACACAAUCCAAUUCGAAUACAAUACAAACAUUGGACGAUGUUGAACAACGUAGCCAAUAUUUGCAAACAUCAAACUCUGGUGAUCAUGUAUUAAGACCGUUUGUACGACGAACUACAAAUCACAAUAAUCGUCGUCCUGUAUUCAAUAAUCAAAAUAAUUUUAAUCAUCUUCAAUAUCCAGAAAAAUUACCAGAUGCUCAACAUCAUCAUCAUCAUCGUCGUAAUAAAAAUGAUAACAAUGAACCACAAUGGUCAUUACCGGUGAUUGAAUUGAAACGUUUGACACGAACAGAAUCGACAAUGAAUCAAUCGUCUGUUGUUACACCAUCAUCUGGACGAUUGAUGAAACUGACCACGGCAUCGCCAUUGAUUAUUGAAAAUCCUAUCAAUGAACCAGCUAAUCAACGUGUUCCAAUGAAUUCUCAUCAACGUUUAAUGAUGAUGAUGUUUCAUAAACGUUUACCAUUACUUAGUAAUGAUGAAGGAUUCAUAUUAACCAGACCCAAUGUUACUGAUGCUGGUGGAAUGGUGGAAAUUAUUGAGAAUAAUGAUAAUUCUUUAAUUGAUAAACGUGAUGAUGAUGAUGAUGAUCGACGAUUGAAUGAUGAAUCGAAUGUGAAUGCGAACAGAAAUCAAAAAGAAUUUAAACGUCGAUUUGGUGAAAUGCUUGAACCGCCUCGUGGUCGAAAUUUUAAUUCAUUUAAAAUGAACAACAAUAACAAUCGUGGUCUUUCCAAAGAGGAUGUGUCGAUCAACGAUCUUGAAUUGGAUGAUGAAUUUCAGCCAUCACGGUUGAAGAAUAACAACAACAACAAAAACAAAAAUAACAACAGUGUCAAUAAUAGUGGACAGAAUAAUUUUCAUCCAAAAAAUGUGAAUCAAAACAACAACAACAACAAACCAUCAUUACAACAGCAAAUGAUGGUAUCACCACCACCCCAACAACAAAAUAAAAUCAUCUUUAAUCAACAAGGAUUUCCACAAACAUUACAUCAGAUGAUGCCAUUAUUUUUUGAUAAAUUUAUGGCACAAUUAUCUAAUGGACCACCAGUAGCACCAUCGCCGCCACUACCGCAAUCACUUCAUUCAAAUCAUAUUGAUAAUGAUAUCGGUGAUUUAGAUGCACCAAUGGAACGAAGAUUAACCGGUGGUGGUAAACAGUUAUCGGGAGCAGUACAGCCACCACCACAACCACCACCACCACCAUCAUCGUCAAUAUUUGCUAAUGAAAUUAUACCUACUGGUAAUGAAUUUGAUACGAAUUUUCCAACCACUGGUGGUUUAGUGUCAUGGCCAAAAAUAUUUCGUUUUACCGAUGGUCGUAUUAAUUUACAUGAUUUUGAACGUGAAAAAAAACGUUCAAGAAUCAAAUUUAGCCAUAAACUGGGUAAAAGUCAUCCAUUAUUCAAUAUAAAACGAGAUUCAUUUCUAAUAUUACAUGGUGGAACAUUCAAUCAAUAAUUAUGACAUUAAGGAAAAAACUUUACCACCAACAACAACAACAACAAAAAAAACUUAUGUGGUGACGUUAUCCACACUUAAUUGUUAAAUUUUUCUUUGGAAUUUCAAAUUUUUAUUUUUUUCUUGUUCACAAUCAUCAUUAAUGGCAGACAAAAAGUUUUGUUUUUCAUACCUACUACUUACAACAGCUAACAACAGCCAACAACAACAAAAAACAUGACAAUUAUAAUGAUCUUGUCUUGAAGAUGAUGAAAUAUUUCAUUAAAACCAAUAAUUAAUCACCACAUUCAA
Messenger RNA from Dermatophagoides farinae (American house dust mite), 2337 nucleotides. Lineage: Eukaryota; Metazoa; Arthropoda; Arachnida; Sarcoptiformes; Pyroglyphidae. The record is from RefSeq and is a predicted model, not a curated record.